Molecule: messenger RNA, 1050 nt
Organism: Prunus armeniaca (apricot)
Lineage: Eukaryota; Viridiplantae; Streptophyta; Magnoliopsida; Rosales; Rosaceae
Source: the annotation of a GenBank genome assembly
AUGGACAAGUUGUUGCAGUCAGGUUAUUAUGGUGUGAUUCUCUGUGCUGUAGAAUGUGAAAAUAUGGCCAAACCUGCAGAUGAUUUAUCCUCACCACAACAGCAUGAAUUGCAAGCCUUGUUGGAUUCUUUUUCUGUAGUCUUUGGCACCCUAACUACUCUACCUCCUGUGAGAGAACAUGAUCAUCGGAUCCCACUGAUUUCUGGUUGUAAACCACCAAGCAUUAGACCAUAUGCUUAUGGACCACUUCAAAAGUCAAAAAUUAAAAAUUGUGUCAAAGAGCUGCUGGACUCGGGAUUUAUAAGGAACAGUCAUAGUCCUUUUUCUUCUCCUAUUUUGUUGGUCAAGAAAAAGGAUAGCACAUGGAGAAUGUGCAUGGAUUACAGACAGUUAAACGAGUUAGCUAUUAAGGAUAAAUAUCCAAUUCCACUUAUUGAUGAUCUGUUGGAUGAAUUGCAUGGGGCAAAGUAUUUUUCCAAAUUGGACUUGAGGAGUGGCUAUCAUCAUAUUAGAGUUCAUCCAGAAGAUAUUGAAAAAAUGGCUUUUUGGACUCACGAGGGACAUUAUGAAUUCCUUGUUAUGCCCUUUGGUUUGACAAAUGCUUCUGCCACAUUUCAAGGUUUGAUGAAUGAGAUCUUCCGAAAUUGUUUACGGAAGUUUGUCUUGCAUCAUCAACUUUUUGUCAAGAUGUCCAAGUGUGCCUUUGGAGUUUCUACUAUUGAAUAUUUGGGCCACAUUGUCUCUAGGCAAGGAGUUUCAGCUGAUCCUUCCAAAUUAAACAUAGUUGCUAAUUGGCCUAUACCUACUUCUGUUAAAAGUUUGAGAGGAUUUUUGGGCCUCACAGGCUAUUAUCGAAAAUUUAUUCCUCACUAUGGUAGGGAAAGUUUCCCUUUGACUCAGUUAACCAAGAAGGAUGGAUUUUUGUGGACUCCAGAGGCUACUACUGCCUUUCACAAACUCAAGGAACUCAUGUUAUCUCCCAAGUUUCUCGCCUUGCUGGAUUUUACAAAACCUUUAUCAUUGAGAGUGAUGCUUUUGGAUCUAGUAUAG